GGCUGCGCUUCUGCCCAAGAGGCCAUUCCGCCGCCUGGCUCACCAACGAACUCUCCUCGCGAUCCAUUUCCCUUCGCAUUCCUCAGGCAAUGCCCAAGAAGCUGGCCCUCCUCGGUACGGGUCUCGGCCUCGUUGUUGGCGCUGUUAUCGGCGGAGCGUCAACGUACUACUAUCUCAAGCCAUCGCAGACUAUCCUAUCAACGAAGGUCUCCACGUCCCCUGUUGGUGCCGUCGGCGAGCCCAUCAGCAAGCACGUAGUCGCUGCCAAGGACAUUUUACACAAAGGAUUCCCUGGACCCGUCUCCGAUAUUUUAUACCGACAGGCAUACGUCGGAUCCUACAACCGAUCCCUUCGCAAUCCCAACUGGGUGGCUGAGCACUUGACAAAGGCGGCGCUUGAUGGAAACGGAGACAGUCCGGAUCGAAGCAAAUCAACAUUCAAGGAAGACCAGUCGAUUCCCAGCCCAUUCCGUGCUCAUUUGCAAGACUAUUCCGGAAGCGGGUUCGAUCGUGGCCAUCUUGUGCCAGCCGCCGAUGUCCAGGUAUCUCAAGAAGCCGUCAACGAAACGUUUUUAUUGAGCAACAUCAGCCCUCAAGUCGCAAAAGCCUUCAACCGCGGAUACUGGGCAUAUUUUGAAAAAUUUGUCCGGGAUCUCACCAAGACGUUCGAUGACGUCUAUGUUGUAACAGGGCCUCUGUAUCUCCCCCACAAAGGAAGCGAUGGCAGGUUCUAUACAACAUACGAGGUUAUAGGCAACCCGCCCAACACAGCGGUGCCAACGCAUUUUUUUAAAGUGAUUUUGACUUAUCACAAGGGCCAGUAUGCAAUGAGCGGAUUUGUUCUUCCAAAUCAAAAGAUCGGCGACCCACCGUUGGAUAGCUUCCUGACUCCAGUCGAUGCCAUCGAGCGAAGCACCGGGUUGGUCUUUUUUCCCGAACUUGAGAAUAAGUCAGCACUUCCGUGCAUUUGUUCCAGGACCAAGUGUGCAGUAACCUCAUUCAAAUUCGCCGCCAAGCAGCUCCUCGAGUAAUGAGCCUGCAUACAUCCACAGCUCGUUGAUCUUCCGAGUAAUCUCGGAAGGGUGGGGUUAUCUGUGUCUACCGCGCUUUCCGAAAGCCUACGGACACACACACGCUCUUUGACUGCUCUUGAUUUUGGAUGAAAUACCAAGCAUCUCGCAUCCUCAAUGACCGUCCAUCC
Polychytrium aggregatum is the source of this 1201-nucleotide messenger RNA. RefSeq lists its product as uncharacterized. Bases 90 to 1031 code for a protein of 313 amino acids. NCBI's taxonomy places the organism in Eukaryota, Fungi, Chytridiomycota, Chytridiomycetes, Polychytriales. Gene Ontology annotation, cellular component: mitochondrial inner membrane; nucleus. Gene Ontology annotation, biological process: apoptotic DNA fragmentation. The transcript has 10 exons. Gene Ontology annotation, molecular function: nucleic acid binding; metal ion binding; RNA endonuclease activity. The record is from RefSeq and is a predicted model, not a curated record.